AUGGCUUUCAGAUUUGGUAUUCCAAAUAUUGCAUUUCGUAAACGAAUGUCAUGGUUUGAUUUUACUCUUGCUUGUAUAAUAGGUGUUAUAGGUGGUAUUUAUACAUUUAAACCAGGUCUUAAAGAAGCAAAAGAUGUUCUUGAAAGACGUGAAGCAUUAAAAGAAAUUCAAGCUAGAAGACAAGCUGAAGCUGAAAAACAACUUAAAUUACAAACAAUAAAAUAA
This is a messenger RNA of Rotaria sordida, 225 nucleotides long. Lineage: Eukaryota; Metazoa; Rotifera; Eurotatoria; Philodinida; Philodinidae. The record is from the annotation of a GenBank genome assembly.